CAAUAGAAUCACCCCACGUGGUAACACAACAACCUAGUCCGACAAGAGUUGUGACGUAGACUCUUAUCGUCGGUAACUUACAACCACUGAUUUCCCCAAACAGCAUACUGUCCGAAAAUUCACACCCCUCCCAUCUCCGGCUAACAGCCACCAGAGACGAUUCUCUCCGCCGUUUCUAUGACUUCCAUUCUCAACACCGUCUCCUCCAUCCUCGCCUCCAGAGUUUCCUCCGUCGACCGAGUCGGAGCGCGCUCUCUCCGAAACCCGGUCUCCGUCGAGUUCACUUGCCAGCGUUCCGCUUGGUCGACGUUGGACUCCGAAUCUUCUGGGAGGAGAUUUGUUGUGCGUGCGGCGGAGACUGAUACAGAUAAAGUAAAAUCUCAGGCACCGGACAAGGCACCAGCAGCCGGUGGUUCGAGCAUUAACCAGCUUCUUGGUAUCAAAGGAGCAGCUCAAGAGACUAAUAAAUGGAAGAUUCGUCUUCAGCUUACAAAGCCAGUCACUUGGCCUCCAUUAGUGUGGGGAGUGGUCUGUGGUGCUGCUGCUUCAGGGAACUUUCAUUGGACUCCAGAGGACGUUGCUAAGUCGAUUCUUUGCAUGAUGAUGUCUGGCCCAUGUCUUACUGGCUAUACACAGACAAUCAACGACUGGUAUGAUCGAGAGAUUGAUGCAAUUAAUGAGCCGUAUCGCCCAAUCCCAUCUGGAGCAAUAUCAGAGCAAGAGGUUAUUACACAAGUCUGGGUGUUAUUACUGGGAGGUCUUGGAAUUGCUGGAGUCUUAGAUGUGUGGGCAGGGCAUACCACUCCCACUUUGUUCUAUCUUGCUUUGGGAGGGUCCUUGUUGUCUUAUAUAUACUCUGCUCCACCUCUUAAGCUAAAACAAAAUGGAUGGGUUGGAAACUUUGCGCUUGGAGCAAGCUAUAUCAGUUUGCCAUGGUGGGCUGGGCAAGCAUUGUUUGGCACUCUUACACCAGACGUUGUUGUUCUUACACUCUUGUACAGUAUAGCUGGGUUGGGAAUAGCGAUUGUUAAUGACUUCAAAAGUGUUGAAGGAGACAGAGCAAUGGGACUUCAGUCCCUCCCAGUGGCUUUUGGCACUGAGGCUGCAAAAUGGAUAUGCGUUAGUGCUAUAGACGUUACUCAGCUCUCUGUUGCCGGAUAUCUAUUAGCAUCUGGCAAACCUUACUAUGCGUUGGCGCUGCUUGCUUUGAUCAUUCCCCAGAUUGUGUUCCAGUUUAAAUACUUUCUCAAGGAUCCUGUCAAAUACGACGUCAAGUACCAGGCAAGCGCACAGCCAUUUUUGGUGCUGGGUAUAUUCGUGACGGCUUUGGCAUCAAGUCACUGAACGAGCGUGUUAUGAUGGGAGUUUUGGCCACAAAGUAAAUGCGCUACUGCGUACCACAAAUCUGGGCAGGUUGUAGCAUCGUCUAGCCUAAGAUUUUGUAAACAAUAUGUGUACCGUCGCUAGAAGUUAUUUCUGUUGUAUCAAGUUAGCCAUAUUGGGUGAAAUUGGACAAAUCGUUUCUUAUGCCCCCGUUUUUGUUUAAAUGUCUUCUUAUCUCUCUUAAAGGACUCGUGGUGUUGAACGUCAUGAAUUUACUGGGUAGAGUACGUUCGGUCUUGUUACUU
Molecule: messenger RNA, 1628 nt
Organism: Brassica oleracea var. oleracea
Lineage: Eukaryota; Viridiplantae; Streptophyta; Magnoliopsida; Brassicales; Brassicaceae
Product: chlorophyll synthase, chloroplastic
Exons: 14
Coding region: 178-1344 (388 amino acids)
Biological process (GO): chlorophyll biosynthetic process
Cellular component (GO): membrane
Molecular function (GO): chlorophyll synthetase activity
Source: RefSeq, a predicted model, not a curated record